Astyanax mexicanus (Mexican tetra) is the source of this 4111-nucleotide messenger RNA. Its product is annotated as oxidation resistance protein 1. The coding region runs from base 272 to 2443 and encodes 723 amino acids. NCBI's taxonomy places the organism in Eukaryota, Metazoa, Chordata, Actinopteri, Characiformes, Acestrorhamphidae. The transcript is spliced from 16 exons. Gene Ontology annotation, cellular component: nucleus. The record is from RefSeq and is a predicted model, not a curated record. Gene Ontology annotation, biological process: response to oxidative stress; regulation of transcription by RNA polymerase II.
CGCGUGUGCGCGUGCGUUCAUCCAAUCCAAACAAACACUCCUAUACAUAUACACACACUUAUACACACUCGUACACACACGCAGUCUGCAGCAUCUAGGCGGGCAGUGGGCUGCAGUAAUGGGAAGGUGUCUCUGUAGAAUGAAGAUGACACAGGAGAAGCCGAGGAAGAUGCGUUCGGCUCGGCGAGCGGGAGGGCAAGGCUACGUCAUUCGUUUGGUCCAUUAAAGCCCUCCAGGGACUGGCCUGCUUCUAGACCCGGAACCAAGAGCAAUGGACUGCAGACGGCAGAGGGACAAGACCAGAGCCGGCUACUUCGGCAGUGUGAAGAACAGACUGGGCACUAAGCUGCCACCAGGAGUCACCCAGCCUCCGGGUUUCGUCACAGGGCCAUGGGAACCCACCUCCCACCCAAACGGAGCUCGGAGCGUUCUGACCACUGCAGAGGGCAGCGCUGGGCGGCAUCACAUCCGCAACCCCAAACUGAGGCAGUACUACCUUAAAGAGGCUGCUUUCCCAUCUGAAACAACAAAGACUCUGGAGUCACCGAGUGAAUCAAACAGCAGAAAUGAACAGGGGGUUCAUCAGGAAGACACAGUGUUCAGUGUUGCCUCUCAGUUCAGUGGCAGAUCAGCUGUUGUUUCUGUCCCCACAAUCCCCAGCUCUGCUGUCUCAGCCACACAGCAGCUCCUCCUGCCUCAAAACAAGGCCUCCUCCACCCGCAGACCUUCUCCUGCAGCGCCAACAAUGACCACGCCUGACCUCUGUCCAGGUUCAGAGCCCAGGCUGAAUGCUGUGACCCCUCCGACCCCUGUGUCGCCUUCAACAGAUGCAGAAUACGACAAGCUGCUGGACGUGGAAGCCGUGCCAAUGCCUGAUGGAAAGCUCUGCCUAUUGGCUCUCCCACCUGAAUGCACGCAGGGGGAGGGGCCAGCUGACAUGCCUUACCUCAAGUUAUUCUGUCGUUUUAUCACAGAUCGGAAAGGCGUGGUCUCUGGGAUACUGCUGGUGACCCCCAAUAAGAUCUUCUUUGACCCUCAUAAGUCCCUCCCGCUGGUGCAGGAGAACGGCUGUGAGGAGUAUUUGUUUUCUUGCUCUGUGGACGACCUGGUGUCGGUCAGCAUCAUCUCUGACAUCUCCCAUGUCCACUUCAACAAAUCCACACAAAGAUGGAAAGAUCGCAAGAAAGCUUCAAAGGGCAGAACCUCAAAAAAUUCAGCCGUCGACUCUCAGAGUGAUGCUCACAGUGUCACUCUUCAGUCCAAAAUGGAAGCCGCUCCCACGAUGAGGAGGUCCAUGACGUGGGACAUGCAGACAGCCCUUGGGACAGGCCCGGAGGCGAGCCAUGGCGAGGAUGAGGGUGGAGAGAGCCAAGACAUGGCUGAGGUGGAGCAGCAGCUGGGGCAGUUCAGUCUGGAGUCCACCGUGCUGAGCAGCGCCGCCACCUUCUGCUGUGGAGCAACCAAUGCAGAGCUGGAACAGGAUGCUAAAACAGAGCAGCAGCCGUGUUUGAAGAAGCAGAUUUCAGGCCGGGGUGCUGCCAGCUCCCUGAUGUUUGUGAGGAUGCGUCAGAAGCAGCAGGCUGUGAAAAAGAAAGGAUUUGCAGCGAUAGACCUAGGCAAAACAAGAGCUGUGGCUUCCAGAGACGCCUGGUUUACCCUGCAGCAGGAGAGUUCAGAUGAGCUGUAUGCCUACCUAAGUCAGCACAGGCCGGACCUGUGCAUCCUGGAGGGAGGUGAAGAGGAGCAGGCGGAGAGAGACGAAGACGACUUUGUGCUUCUGGAUGAUGGAGAGGGAGGUGGGGGAGAAGAAGGAGAAGAGGAGGAGGAGUCUCCUAAGCACGGGCGCAACGGUGAUGAGUGGGAGAUGGUGAGUGUGGAGGACAGCAGGGGGAGGGUCUCCUCACUCUCUGCAGAUAAAGAGCCGGACGGAAUGAGUGACAUUCUGAGGCAGAGCCUUAUACUGGAUGCACAGCAAGUCAGAGAGCUCUCCAGUGAGUUGCCACCACGAACGGUGGGUCACUCGUGGAAGUUGGCUUACAGCACGAGUAAACACGGUGCCAGCCUCAAAACCCUGUACAGAAAACUGAGUGUAUCAGACUCUCCUGUUCUUCUGAUCAUCAGAGACGACAACCAGCAGGUGUUUGGGGGUUUCCUCUCUCAUCCGCUGCGGCCAAGCGACACCUUUUACGGUACAGGAGAGACAUUCCUCUUCCUUCUGCGUCCUCGCUUUAAGUGUUUCCACUGGACUGGAGAAAAUUCCUUCUUCAUCAAAGGAGACCUUGACUCUUUUGCCAUCGGUGGUGGAAGUGGUCACUUUGGCUUGUGGCUGGACGAGACACUGUACCUGGGCAGAAGCAGCCCGUGCUACACAUUCAACAACUGCAGCUUGUCUGAGACCAGCGACUUCAGGGUGUUGGAACUGGAGGCCUGGACCUUCUGGUGAUCCGGUGGAGCACACAGCAGCCCAAUUCUCAAAGUCUCAAAACACUAAGGGCUUCGUUUGAUGAAUAUUGUGGACUUUGGACAUUGUUGAACAUCUCUGAGAGGUUCUUUAAACAGAGGUUGCAAAAAAAGGCAUGCAAUACUGGAAACUACCUAAAAAGUGAAGACUCUUCAUAUUGAGGAUGUGAUCUUCAUAGGUCAACACCAGGCCAAGAUGCUAUCACCACAAGUAGAAUGAUGAGUCUUGGACUUGGGGCUAAAAUGGAGAACUUGGCUCUUGUGCAUAAAGAGACAACUUAACUGGCUAUAGAUAGUUGAUGGCACCGGAAUGAAGGAUCAAAGUGGUUUUGUACUGUGAUGGUAAGAAGCUCAUCAAUCUGGAAUCUUCAGUUGUGAUGAUCUGACUGUGUCUCUGGAGUAAAGUGCUUCAUGAUAGUCAACUUCUCAUUGCUUUUGGAAGCAGACGUUCAUUCAACUAAUUUCCAUCUUUACAACCAGUGUUUUACUGUCUGAAUGGCUCCAAAUGACCUGCACAUCAAUCAGCUGCCUCAGCUCUACCAUAAAUGCUGCUUUAGUGUUUUGUUACAGCUGCCUAUGUUUAGAAUAGGAUGUUCUUCAGCUCCCAAAAUGUCCUGAGGCCAAUUCAGAAUCUUCUCUGUUUUAUAUAUGAAACCUGGGAGGUUCUUUAGCUCCUGAAAUGUCCUGAGGACAAUAUAUACUACUGAACCUAUAAUGCUCUGAGGCAAAUUUAGAAACUUCACUAUUUUGUCUGAAACCCUGGGACAUUUUUUAGCUUAUAAAAUGUCCUGAGGCCAGUUCAAAAACUUGUCAAUAUCACAUCUGAAACCUGGGAGAGUCUUCAGCACGUUAAAUGUCCUGAGGCUAGUUCAAAAAAGUCAAAAGUCUGAAACCUGGGACGUGCUUCAGGACCUAAAUGUCCUGAGAAUCCAUUAAAUAUUACAUCUGAAACCUGGGAUCUUCUUCAGCUUCUAAAAUGUCCUUAGGCUAAUUUGGAAUCUUCUCCAUAUUACAUCUGAAACCUGGGAUGUUCUUCAGCACCUGAAAUGUCCUAAGAACAACAUAUAAAGAUCAUUAUCAUGUCUGAAACCUGGGACAUUCUUCUGCAUUCUUCAAUAUCACAUCUGAAACUUGAGAUGUUCCUCAGGUUCCAACAUUUCCUGAGGCAACAUCAGAAACUUCACUAACUUGCCUAAAACCUUGGGAUAAUCUUCAGGUCCUAAAAUGUCCUGAGGCUAAUUCAGAAACUUGAUAUGUCAAUAUGUCUGAAACCUGAAAGACCGAUAAUGUGAAUGGCUUUUUGCCUUUAUUGCACUUAGUGGAUCCCUCAGCUUCAACUAGCACUAAAUCUGUGUAGAUCGUGCACACUGGCUUACUAACAAACUUCCUGUCACUGUAAAACUAUUGGUCCACUGUAGACGACCACAUAUAAAAACAUCUUACCACUUACUACAGAUGAAGGAUUUAACUUUUUGGCCCAGGAUUGUCAAACAUACAGAAGCUAGAAAAUAAUGUGUCUAAUGUUUAGUACCUCUGUUGGUGGUGGUGGUCAGUGAGUUAUCCAUGCACAAACUCAUCUGUUUAUGCACCAUCCAUACAUGCACAUCACAAAAUCAAUAUUAUAAUGUAUAAUAAAAUUAAUGUGAAGUUC